This is a messenger RNA of Colletes gigas, 900 nucleotides long. Its product is annotated as haloacid dehalogenase-like hydrolase domain-containing protein 2. The record is from RefSeq and is a predicted model, not a curated record. Lineage: Eukaryota; Metazoa; Arthropoda; Insecta; Hymenoptera; Colletidae. The coding region runs from base 42 to 815 and encodes 257 amino acids. Gene Ontology annotation, biological process: dephosphorylation. Gene Ontology annotation, molecular function: phosphatase activity. The transcript has 4 exons.
UGUACGGCAAUGACAACAAGUUAUCGAAAAAUGUGAAAAGUAUGGCGAAACAAAUACGAAUGGUACUGAUCGACCUCAGUGGAACAUUGCACAUUGAUAACACAGUGAUCCCAGGUGCAGUGGAAGCUUUGAACAGACUUCGAGACGCCAACAUACCAUUGAAAUUUGUUACGAACACAACGAAAGAGUCUAAGAAUGUUCUGCACAACCGAUUGACAAACCUCGGCUUCGCGAUCAAGAGAGAAGAGAUCUUUAGCUCGUUGGCUGCUGCAAGAAGAUUAAUCGCCUCCCGGAAAUUGAAUCCGAUGUUGUUGAUCGACCCUGCUGCCAGCGAAGAUUUCGAUGAUUUGGUGAAGAGCAAUGAGAGGGCAAACGCUGUAGUAGUCGGCCUGGCACCGAAUAAAUUUCAUUACGAUGCAUUGAACGAGGCAUUCAGAUUAUUAUUGGACGGUGCACCGCUCAUAGCGAUUCACAAAGGACGAUAUUAUAAACGACCUGAUGGUUUGGCUCUUGGACCAGGCGCCUUUAUCUCUGGUUUAGAAUAUUCCGCUAAUGUCAAGGCGGAAGUUGUCGGCAAACCGACAGCGGAAUUUUUCAGGGCUGCUUUGGAAGAUGUACCACCGGAAGAUGCGGUCAUGAUCGGCGAUGAUGUUAGAGAUGACAUAGCUGGUGCGCAAGCUGUUGGUAUCAGGGGUGUAUUAGUAAAAACGGGAAAGUACCUAAAAGGAGAUGAAAAUACAAUCACGCCAUCCCCUACAAAAGUAUGCAACUCAUUCGUGGAAGCCGUGGAACAUAUUCUUAGAAUGGAAGUCUAGACAUUUUUACUCUGUAUUAGUAUCUAGUUAGGACCGCACGUGUAUAAGUUAUUCUGUAUUAAAUUAGAUGUUUUAUUUAAAUAUU